AGCGCCGUCUCGCACUCAUCUCGGUCACAACCAUCCCGUAGCCUUGCAGUGUCUUGAGGCUGGACAUAAUGAUGCUAUCGCAGUCUCAAUGACUGUAUCUAGCAUUCGAGAAUCGGGCUAAUCCUUGUGUCUGUCACUAUUGAUAUUCGUCUGGACUGUCAAGCCUCACACCCUCCUGUCUUUCUUGCGAUUCCUCCCCGUACGACGUUGCUAAUUUUUCCUCGUCACCAUGGCUACAGCUCCAGGACGACGUCAGUCAGCUCGACAGGUUGUGCGCACUACGCGACCGCAAAACUACUAUGCACGAAACUUCUCCGGUCGCAACCUGGCCGAUGAGACUCCUGCGAACAACGACGCGCAGCCAGGCUUCUUUCCAGCCAUCCAGCACUUUACAGAUGCAAUCGAUGCGCUACCGAAAGAGAUUAUUCGGCAUUUCUCCAUGCUUAAAGAGGUAGAGGCGAAACUACAUGCGCCGGAUGAGCAGGUGCGACGGCUAGCUGCUGCUAUCAUUGAUCUUCCUCCAGUGACGCGCAACAAACCACCACCACACGCAUAUUUUCCGAGCUUAAGUGCACGAAACAGUGUGGAUGGGAGUAGGCAUGGCUCUGUUGUUGGAAAUAGUGCGUCAGAUGGAACGUUCAACGACAGUGACGAUGUCGCAGAUCGUGAAAGACAAGCACUGUUUUACAACUUAAAUGUGAACAUCGCAACCAUGGCUCCGGCGUUGGAUGAGAAAAUAGCUGUGUUGGCAACAGCGAACCAGCAAUUACAGCGGCAGCUCGAUCGCAUGAUGAGUUCAUAUCUACAUAUUCCCGAGGAAAUCAGCGAUGAAGCCCGGCUAGGCAAUCCCAAACACUGGGCUUAUGUCACAGACAAGGAAACAAAGAAAGCCCCGGAGCGAUCGAGGCGGGAAGUGGCGACAACGAAUACACUGGCCGCCGCCGCUGCCGCGGUCGAAGGUGAAUUUGCCAGCAGAAGCGAGGCGCGUCGAGAGGCCGUAGCAGCGCGAAAGAGUCGUACACAACAAAUAGAUUCGGAUUUUGACGACCGACCGGCACCUAGAAAAGGUCCAAAUAAAGCCAAGAAGACAGCUGAGGAUCCAAAGUCUGUUGGGCUUGGCAUUUCGAACGGAGUUACGGGCCCAAACAAGAGGAAAAAGGUUGCAGCUGCUGUACCCAUGGAAAGGUCGGGUAGCAGUGCACUUGGUAAUACCUCAAGAGCGAACCAGGCAAGCCCAAGGGAGACCCCCGAUGUUGCUCCCAAGAAGCGUUCGAAACCGGGGCCGGCUCCUAAGAAGAGAGUUGUAGGAGGAGCGUCGCCUUAUCUUACCUCAUCUCCCGUUAUUGGUACAUUUGCCGCAAAAGAAACUUCAACAAGGCCAGGUCAAGUCCGCGGCCGCCAGAACUCGACCGCCAAUUCGACUCAAUUGACCACUAUCGAAAACAAACCUACGAGGCCUCCAUCUUCACAGUCAAACAAACCAACAAACGGUACCUCGUCGCUUUCUGCCCAUGAACAGUCACAACUAAAUGCAGUAGCUGGGGCGGAAGGUGCAGAAGGUUCGAAGCUGCUCCUGGACCAGUCGAAGCCAAUGAAGAGUGAGGAUGCAGACGUCAACGACGAUGUGUCCAUGCCAGAUGCGGAUGCACCUGCUCCAUUGGUCGUAACACGAGCGGGCAGGGCUUCGAAGACGGCGACGCCAAUGUCAAGCACAUUCCCUGAGCUGGGAAGUCGAAGUAGAUCCGUUCGCAACAAUAAAGACAACAACGGUAGUCAUGCUUCCAGCGAAUCAGGUGAGCGAUCUAGACGGAAGAAAGGAGCAGGUUCUGCGGCGACGUCUACCAGAGCAGACACCGAUAUUGCUGCCGACGAGGCUUCCGAUUUAGUUGACGAGGGCGAAAUUGACGAUGCUGAGAUGGAUGACGGCGACAUGGACGGCGCGGAAGAGGAUGCUAACGAGGCUAAAUACUGCUAUUGUAAUGAUGUGAGCUAUGGCGAAAUGGUAGCUUGUGAUAACGAGAAUUGCGAAAGGGAGUGGUUCCAUCUGAAGUGUGCAGGGUUAAGUAGGGCGCCAGACGAGAACACCAAGUGGUACUGCGAUGAGUGUAAGAUGACGAUGAAGGAAAGCUCGAAGAGAAGUCGUCCCGUCAGUCGGAGAGAGUGAUACUAUGGGAGAAAUGACGCAGCUACCUUGGGCGUCUGAUUAGUUAUGGAAACUGAUUGUGUCCUCACCUUUUGAGGUAUCCUAGAUUGACGAGGACCUGCGGAAGAUGACUAUCAGACAGAAAUUUUGCUCGUUGAUAAAUCUUGUGGUAUUCUUCGCGAUUCAAGGUUGAUCGCCUGAACCAAAAUAUUGUCUUUUUCGGCCUCAUUUUCCUUGUAAAUCGUCAUUCAGCUCAAUCCCAGUUCCUCAUCAUAG
This is a messenger RNA of Verruconis gallopava, 2419 nucleotides long. RefSeq lists its product as uncharacterized. Lineage: Eukaryota; Fungi; Ascomycota; Dothideomycetes; Venturiales; Sympoventuriaceae. The record is from RefSeq and is a predicted model, not a curated record. Gene Ontology annotation, biological process: regulation of DNA-templated transcription. Gene Ontology annotation, cellular component: Rpd3L complex; nucleus; Rpd3L-Expanded complex. The transcript has 3 exons. The coding region runs from base 230 to 2164 and encodes 644 amino acids.